CUCAAGAGAGUCAGAAGCGCAUCUUCACCCUCUGUCUCCCGUAAACAUGGCGGCGUCCGAGACCAGCACAGAACUACCAAUACGCGACGGCGAGCAGAAAGCUGCCGCCGAGCAGCAGAUCGACCCUUGGGAUGUUCAAGCUGGACAGGAUGAGCAAGGAAACGCCCUCGCUUUUGACUACGUUGCCAUCUCACAGAAAUGGGCCACGAAAUUGAUUGACGAUGAGCUCCUCCAACGCUUCGAGCGUCUUACGGGUCACAAACCGCACCGCUGGUUGAGGCGCGGCCUCUUCUUCUCCCACCGAGACUUCGACAAGAUCCUCGACAAGUACGAGGCUGGCGAACCCUUCUUCUUGUAUACGGGGAGAGGACCGUCAAGCGAUUCCCUGCACCUGGGUCACACAAUUCCAUUCUCUUUUACAAAGUGGCUGCAAGACGUAUUUGACGUCCCUUUAGUCAUUAUGCUUACUGAUGAUGAAAAGGCGCUCUUCAAGGACAAGCUCACAUUUGAGGAAACCCACAAAUUCGCGCUUGCAAACGCAAAAGACAUCAUCGCAUGCGGGUUUGACGUGAAGAAGACAUUCAUCUACAGUGAUUUGGACUACAUCCAAGGCCAUUUUUUGAUGAAUAUCUGGGAGUUUUCGAAGCUCAUACCAUUCAAUCAAGUGCGAGGAGCGUUUGGGUUCAACGAGAGCACCAACAUCGGACGAAUUAUGUUUCCAGCCGUGCAAUGUGUAGCUUCCUUCGCGACGUCCUACCCUGAGAUCUGGUCCGACAAGCCACCGGCCGAUCGAACGAAGGAGAUAGCAAAGAUCCAAUGCUUGAUCCCCAUGGCCAUUGACCAAGACCCUUAUUUCAGACUUGUGCGUGACAACGCUCACCGCAUGAAAUAUCCGUCGCCAAAGCCUGCUCUGAUACAUUCCAAAUUCCUUACCGCGCUUCAAGGCGCCGGCGGCAAGAUGAGCGCAAGCGACCCCAAUUCCGCAAUCUUUAUGACGGAUACCCCAAACCAAAUCAAGAACAAAAUCAACAAGCAUGCCUUCAGCGGAGGAAGAGAAACCCUAGAAGAGCACAGGCGGCUGGGUGGAAUUCCAGAAGUAGAUGUCGCCUUUCAAUAUCUCGCCUACUUCGAAGAAGAUGACGCAAAGCUCAAGGAGGUGGAAGAAAGCUACAGAAAAGGCGAGCUGCUUACAGGAGAGCUGAAGAAGAUGGCUAUCACAUUACUGCAAGAGUAUGUCAAAGGGUUCCAAGAGCGGAGAAAAGACGUCACAGAGGAGAUUCUGAGGCAAUUCAUGAAGCCUCGAAAGCUGGAAUGGAAAGGCAAUCCGAACCCAAAGCCGAAAGAGACAAAGCCAAAGGCGCCGAAAGAGGAGAAAGAAGCAGAAAAGUCAAAGGCCUGAAAGGCUAAGUCACUGGCUACGUGCAACUACCUAUAAGUUAGACGGAUCCAAAAUGGGCCCUGUGCUUAUAACCCCAGAAAUGUUCCUCGGCGCGUGGUUGAGGCAGAAGAGCUACUGCUUUAAAUAGCAGAGGGCACGUUACUAGGCAAGAACU
Molecule: messenger RNA, 1553 nt
Organism: Amorphotheca resinae ATCC 22711
Lineage: Eukaryota; Fungi; Ascomycota; Leotiomycetes; Helotiales; Amorphothecaceae
Exons: 9
Coding region: 47-1399 (450 amino acids)
Biological process (GO): tryptophanyl-tRNA aminoacylation
Cellular component (GO): cytoplasm
Molecular function (GO): ATP binding; tryptophan-tRNA ligase activity
Source: RefSeq, a predicted model, not a curated record